GGUUGACGCGAUUUCCGCAGGCUGAGACCGGGGAAAGUUGUUUCCUGAAGUUGAAGCUGUACUAGUGAUCAUUUCCACACUACAGUCGCAGUCGCGGUGUUUGUUAAAAUGUCUUGCGCAAGUUCAUCGUCCGUAUGGUUUUGGCUGUGACAUUUUUCUACCGAUGGAGUUGUCUGAUGACAGGAUGAGCUCAAUGAGAGAAGACACAGAAGCCCUCCUUCAAGCCCAGCUGACGGAGUGUCGAGCGCAGGUUGAACACUGGCAGGGUGUGGCGACCAUCUGUGAACUGAGCAAACGGGAGGAACUGGCAGAGCUGCAAAAACAAUGUGAUCAAGAGAUCCAGUCCCUUCAGGAGGCUCUCAGGGAGACGGCAGCGCAAUAUGAGUCCAGGAUAGCCGCCCUACUUGAGGGGAGGAGAGCAAGUAGCCAGAAUCAGGGGAGUGGAAAGAAGGGCAAAAUGGAUGCAGAGGCCGCCAGCAAUGAUUGCCAGACUUCACCAGACAGGUCGCGCUGCCAACCAGUCGACGGGGAACUUUCACCGGAGGGAGAAGCCCUGCCGCUUAAUACCGAAGGAUAUUUUUCACUGCGGAACUGUGACUCGGACUCAUUGUCCUCGUUCUCCAUUGACACACCCUCCCUCCCAAGAAAGCUCCACGCUCAGGAAGACACGGACUCUUUGGUCUCAACGGGAACUCUGGUGCCGGAAGCCAUCUACCUGCCACCAGCAGGCCACCGGCUGGUCACCCAUAGCGACUGGGAUGCACUCAAUGCUCAGUUGUCAGAGUUGAGAGGGGAGGUGAGUCAACUCUUGGAAGCAAAGGAGGAACUGGAGAAAGAAUUGGACAUACAGACCAAUCACACACACAAACAGGUAUCAUUGCUCCAGUCUCAGGUGCAGUCCUCAGAGGCGCUUCUUCAGGAAUUACAGAACUCCCUCAGCCAGUCACAAACUACACUCCAGAGUCGACUGUCCGAGCUGUCACUGUCCCAGAGAAAGGUCUGCUCUGAGCUAUCCAGACUGAAAGGAGAGACGGUUGAGGAUGAGGUAACAGGCUCCACCUCAGCGCUUCCAGCGUCACGGCAGCAGGCGGCGCACUGUGAGGAGCGCCUCCGUAUUGAGAUUGUCAACCUGAGGGAGCAGCUUGACAUCCGAGCAGAGGAGAAUGAAGUUCUCGAAGUGCAAUUUUCCAGUUUAAAAACAGAGACAGAAAGGAUUCAGGCCCAGAAGGACCAGUUUCACCACGAGCUGUUGGCCUGCCGCACUGAGCUCGAGGCCCUGCGGGUGGCGCUCUCUCAUGUGCAGGGCAACAACAAAGGGCUGGAUAGUGAGAAUGAGGCCUUACAUCAGCAAUGUCUGGAACUGCGCAGCCAAGUGAUCAGCAUGCGCUCUCAGGUCGACACCAGCCAGACUGUACAGAGAGACUUUGUUGAGCUCUCUCAGUCACUGCAGGUGAAACUGGAGUUAAUAAGGCAGGCGGAGUCCUUUGAACAAGUCAGGGAGAUCCUGGAGGAAGGAAUCAGCAAAGACGAUUCCUCGCCUGCGGAUGCUUCCUGAGUCUGCUGCUGCAGGCGGAAAGCCGAGACCAAGCUAAACGAUGGACCAAUGACCCUCAAGUAAGAACGGCAAUGUGGGACAGACACCGUUUUGAAACGACCAAGAGAAAGACUCCUGUUGCUGUUCACACGUGACAUUUAGUGACCGGAGUGAAAACGCGGUCUCGAACCAAACCGUGUCACCGGAAGAGUGGGAACACUGUAUUUUAUAUCGUUGCUGUCCCGUGAAAAACACACAUGUCCGUUUUUGUCAU
Messenger RNA from Hippocampus comes (tiger tail seahorse), 1808 nucleotides. RefSeq names its product rabaptin, RAB GTPase binding effector protein 2 (gene rabep2). Gene Ontology annotation, molecular function: GTPase activator activity; growth factor activity. The record is from RefSeq and is a predicted model, not a curated record. Bases 164 to 1555 code for a protein of 463 amino acids. NCBI's taxonomy places the organism in Eukaryota, Metazoa, Chordata, Actinopteri, Syngnathiformes, Syngnathidae. The transcript is spliced from 12 exons. Gene Ontology annotation, biological process: endocytosis. Gene Ontology annotation, cellular component: intracellular membrane-bounded organelle.